GCUUGACAGUCGACACUAAUUAAGGAGUCAGGGAUUGUCUGGAGGCCGGGCAGUCUACGCUAGGAUUGACUUUCAUCCCUGCCACUGUGGCGUAUCCCCGUCAACGACGCUAUGCCGGUGAUUAACGGCGAACACUGUAAUACCCCAGCUAAGACAGCGAGAAACGGACAGCCUGGAGAUCGAUCAGUACAUACAUAUUUACACAUACCCUAGGCACUCAAACAGCACCGAAUUACGGUAACAUGAAAUAGACGGUGUCCCGAGUCAUUAUAAGUUAAGCCCAAGGACUGAAACACUGAAUACAUAUUUGGUUGUCCUAAAACGGUGGUUGAGUGUUUGUCGACAUUGAUGCAACUUGUUAAUCGGGCCACUACAUCAAAGCAUGGAUGAGUAUGAUGCUGGCUUAUCAUCAACUGUGCCCAAACCUAAAGUAUCCGACCUAGACGUGUAAAAUGGAUAUACCAUCUCGAACUGGCUGCGCCGCUGUCCCGUGGAGAUACGUCGACUUGGGACCUAAAACAUACAUCUUAUUAUUAUGAAGACAUCGUGAUACAUAACAACAACAGAAAUAGCCAUAACGCACCAAACAAAGGCUUGAUCGUUCAAAGCGUUCAUAGACAUAAUAUUUAGUUUGGUGUUUUUGAAGAUUUGAAUCUGCCCAGCGGUUGUAGAUAGGAGUAGUAUCAUUGUGUGGACGCGUUCCUGUGGGCUUUUAAGCCUUUAAACAUUCAUCUACAUUACACAUGACAGACAACGCCGGAUUGUCGGAUAACGUCAGCACAAUGACCGAGGUUUCGGGAUUAAGAAGCCCUUCGAAAUCUCGGCCUCUGGGAGAAGUCAAAGACAAUAUAAUUUGCUUUGACGAAGACAACCAGAUACAACGGCCUACUACUAACUCGUCCCGGGAGGGACGCCGUCGCCGCACCGAAAGGUACAGCUUUCGGCGGAUGAAGGAGAUGCGCGAAAGUCUACGUCAAGCAGCGCUGAUAAAUAUAGUGGCAGCAGUUAAUGACGAGUAUGAAGAUACAACUACACCAAAGAGAUCUCAGUCGGCUGUAGACCCGUUCACAAACACUAUGGCCGUUCUAUCGAACCUCGUGUUGAAUAAGGACAGGACUAUAUCUAUCCCUAAGCAGCAAGUGUUCAAAGAGGCUCCCCAGAAGUUUUCUAUAAAGAAACCACUGUUUUAUAAAAAUUCUGCAGACGAACCUUCUCCCGACGAAGAUGAAGAUGAAAUCGAACAGAGGAGGCGGAGUAUAUCCUUGUCCCGUACACGUACCGCUGUGGGGGAUACCCCACCGCAUGCGGCCAAAACGGAGAACAUCUCAAUAUCCGUGCCUCUUCAUCAGAUCAGCGAGGAGAGCAAGGAGGAGAGUCCGGACAAGGAGUGGAUAGAUAGUCCGGCCAAGGUCAGGAUAGCAAGGUCAUGGACACCGCGGCGGCGUUUUGUGUCACUGAACAAACGUAACGAUACACGGAUUACGACUAGUAUAGCGAAGUGUGAUGCUGUAGACAUUUACGAAUCAACCGACACUUUUAAUGGGAGCUACGUCACAAAUUGUGUGCCUCCCCAACACCGCCCUAACUCGUCAAAUGACCUCAGUAUGUACCGUGCCAAAUCACUUCCCUCCAUAUUUCCGGUGAAAAGACGAAAGUCUUGCGCGUUGCAGGAUUCUCCUCAGAUACUGACUAACAAUGAAAAGGUGAAGGUAACCGCUCCGUUUAAGCCACCGGUACAAAAGACAGUAAGAGAAAACAGUAUAGCGGCAGACAACCCAAUAUUGUCAAGGAAUAUACAGAAACUGUCAUUGGGAUCUACUAUCAAUGGGGGUAGUAAAAAGUCGGACAGCAAACCUAGUAGCGGAGGAUUCACAUAUCCAGAAGAACAGACAGAAAGUCUACCGACCCUUCAACAGGUAGAUCCUUCCAUGUCCCUAGAGUGUCGGUCACUUACCAUGACGUCACAGAUGAUGGGCGGAAGUUCUGUAAAGAAUAAAAGAAUAAGUACGAACACUCCAGCUUUUAAAAUAUCGGAACAAGUUCUUACAAAUGAACGAGACGUGAUGCGGGAAAUAGACUGUCAGUUCGAGGAACUUCAAAAACGGAUAUCUAGGAAGAUUCUUAAUUGGAGCGACAGAAAAACUGGACCGCCACCCUCCGCGAACCAACAGGAUAUAGUGGUGUCUGGCUACAACGUCCUCGGCAAGGACGUCGGGAUGAAAUCUAGUCUAAGUAGUGCUCAAAGCCGUGGCACUAAUAAUUCUAUGAGGGGGCUUAAACGGGUCAAAUUCGUGGACGAAGAAACAAGCGGUUAUGAGGAUGGCCGGAGUAUAGUCAGUAGCUCGGUGUUUUGGGACGAUAACGAGAGGGCCGCCAUUAGGGCACAGGGCGUGGCUAAUAAGAUGCAUGAACCAGUUCGACCAAUAAAACCCAUGUCUACGAACGAACUAAUCCGUCUCAAGAAACGUCUUAUGCCGGGGCAUUACAACAUGGCAAAUAAACAUGCCAGGUACAACAUACUUGACAAUAACAGUAUUCGUAUUUCGGGCAUGCGCUCUCGUCGAAGCACGUCGACCGCGACCAGUUUUACUUCCUCUCAGUCUGACCGACGAUCCCUAGUGUCCGAAACAGACCUUGCUAGUUUUGACGGGUUCGCGGAAUUCAGUGCUAAUCGGGAACUUGAUGCCACAAACCGGAACAGUUCCAAGGUACCAAAGAGUUUUGGUAUGUCCUCGUUUUAUCCCGACUCUCAGAGUCUGUACGUGGGCAGAGGCGAAUAUGGUGUGGAUGAAACGACAGAUACGGAGGACGAAGAUGGCGAAGACGAUGAUGAAGACGAUAUGGACGAUAUUCGCAUGGGGGACGAAAGUUUUCGGGUUCUAAAAGCUAUUGACUUAGGAACUCUGUCUGGCUACCAAAAUAGACGUUUUAAGAAACCAAGCAUAAAAGAGACCGCCACUACUCAGCAUUAUGUGAAAAUUAAGAUGAAAUGAACAGUCGACUGCAUUCUUUUUGAUAGUUGUAUCGUGUAAACAACGAAUUUGGUUACAAAACUUCUCGCAACAUUGUUAUAUAUCACCAGACAGCUUCGCUGUAUAACAGACAAAGAAAGCUGGCGACCAUUUCAUAUGCCAUCUUGUUCUGACCAGGAUAUUGCAACUUAUGGUGACAUGUUUCGCUACACCGGAUGUGAUGUACGCAUAUCAUUCCGACCAUGAUACGAAUUCAAUGGAGAUUUACAAAUUUAUAUGGUUUUCUAAAUGCAGAUUCGUGUUCUCGUCGCUAUCAAGUAUAUAACUACUAACACGCCCAGGUAAAAAUACAAGUAAUUCACUUAGCAGACGGUCUUCCUUUUUUACCCGUGUGGAUUCAUUUCCGGUGGGCUAAAACCCAAUCACACACGGAUAGAAAUUAAACGUAAUUCCAUGAGAAUUGGCCGGAGAUGCGUUUGAUAUGCUAUGUACGGCCAGUGGACGACAGAUAAGCCCUUAUUGACGUAAUAAUCAGUAUAAAAUCUGGCACGGGAGAUAUUAUUGUCGAACGGCCAUUGAUCCGUUCAGAUAGCAUCGAAUAACUGUCAGUUCUGCACAGGAAAUCAAUUCUCUUUUCUAAUUUCGAUAUUUGUAUUUCAUUUGAAUCUUACAGGGCGUCACUGCAAAAUCUUCAUCAAUAUUUCGAAAUUAACGUUGUCUUCGCUUUUGGCAUUGUUUGUCUAGCGAGACAGACGCUGUGUAAAAGUACAGUACGGAUGAGUGUAGGCCGAGAUAUCGAUUAUAUGACAAAAAUGCAUUUGGAAAAGUGCACGUAUAAUUUCGUGUAUCUAAGAUGUAAAUGAUUGACUCUUGCAUUGUAUAACUAAUUGAAUUUUCUAUAGUACAUACAGAAGGUAUUUGUUGAUAUAUAUGUACAAUGUGUAGUUAACACCAGCCUGUCGUCAAUUAUCGCUGGGAAUAACACUAUGAGAUAAGGAUUUAGACAAAAUUGUUUAAAUAUAUUUCAAGUUUAAGUAAACCUAACGGCCAGGCCGUCACAGACAACUUCACCUCGUUAGAUGUACUAAAAGGUAUACCAGUCAUCGGAGAUAUUUUCGCAUUAUGACUGAAAUAGAUUAAAUGAAAAAGAUGAACAAAGCAUUCAACUUUGGACAUGGAAGAGUCUCGAUUCCAACUCAUAUAUACAUACAUUUAAACACAAGAUUUCAUUAAAAUGAUGAUUAAAAUGCUAGUUAAUUAAAAAGCUAUAUUCGGGUUAUUUUGCCCAUAUAGACACUAUAUGUAAUGUCAUUACAUCUGUAGUAUCAAUAAAGCGGAAUAGGAUUUUCA
Molecule: messenger RNA, 4322 nt
Organism: Mizuhopecten yessoensis (Yesso scallop)
Lineage: Eukaryota; Metazoa; Mollusca; Bivalvia; Pectinida; Pectinidae
Exons: 3
Coding region: 744-2993 (749 amino acids)
Source: RefSeq, a predicted model, not a curated record